GUAUCAAGUUGAGUAAUAUCACCAUGCUUUUCCAUUUUGAUCUCAAAAAAUUUCAAGAAAAGGUGUCUACUCAGCUCCGACCUUGGCAACGGUCUUUUCAGUUCUGGGUUCGCGCUGCUGAUAUUUAUACUGGUUAUAAAGUAUUUCAGGUAAUAGCAAGUCUGGAGAAGGAUGUGAAGAAACAGGAGGUGAUGUGGGAGAAGCAGCACGAGGUUGCUGCUGACAAGAUAUAUAGCAUGUGUUCUGAGCUUGGUGGGUUUUUCCUAAAGGUUGCCCAAAUAGUUGGGAAGCCAGACUUGGCGCCCGCUCCAUGGGUCAAAAGGCUUGUUACUCUAUGUGAUCAAGCACCAGCUACACCAUACAAUGUGAUUAGGGUAGUGCUUGAGAAGGAGUUGGGUCAAAGUAUUGAUGAAUUGUUUGAAUAUUUUGACAAGGAUCCACUAGGCUCUGCUUCAAUUGCUCAGGUUCAUCGAGCAAGACUCAAAGGUGACAAGAAUGAUGUUGUCGUCAAGGUCCAACAUCCUGGAGUUCAGGAAUUGAUGAUGACUGAUAUCCGCAACUUGCAAGCCUUUGCGUUAUAUAUUCAAAAGACAGAUGUCAAGUUUGAUCUGUUCUCCGUUACCAAGGAAAUGGAGAAACAGAUUAGCUACGAAUUCGACUUUGUGAGGGAAGCUGAAGCUAUGGCAAGAAUUCAGCAUUUCCUUUGCCAGAACAACAAAAAGUCCCCUGUUCGGGUACCUUGUGUGAUACGAGACAUGGUCAGCAGGAGGGUUCUAGUGAUGGAAUACAUUGACGGCAUACCCAUUUUGAAGCUAGGAGAUGAAAUGGAAAAGAGAGGCAUACAUCCUGAUGGCAAGUUAGCGGCAGCUGCAAAAGUGAACAUCCUUAAAAAUCUGUCACUUGCUUAUGGACAAAUGAUACUCAAGAGUGGUUUCUUCCAUGCAGAUCCUCAUCCGGGUAACAUUCUGAUCUGUAAAGGCUCUGAGGUUGCAUUGCUUGAUUAUGGGCAAGUGAAGGAUCUACCUGAUGAACUGAGGCUUGGAUAUGCUAGGUUGGUUCUUGCAAUUGCCGAUAACAACCCAUUAAGGGCAUCAGAGAGCUACAGGGAUCUUGGUAUUGAGACCUUGAGCAAUUGCGAGGAUGAACAGAAUGAAAUGCUUAGGCUGGCGCAAACAAUGUUUGACACAAAAUUACCACCUGGAGUUACAAUGCUGCAACCUUUCGCUGAAGAAUCUUCAAUAAAAAAGAUUGCUGUUAAGGCUUUUCCAGAGGAACUGUUUUCUGUUCUCCGUACAGUGCACAUCCUGAGAGGACUUAGUGUUGGUCUGGGAAUUAAUUUUUCAUGUGCUGAGCAGUGGAGACCCAUUGCUGAAGAAGUUCUGUAUGUUGCAGGAAGACUUGCAGCUAAAGAUCUGAAGCAAAUACAUAGACGUGGAACUUCUAGAAGAAGAUUUUGGAGAUAAGCAUUUGGUGUAGGGAAAUGAUCAGUAUGAGCCUACCUGAAAACAUGGUAACUUUUGUAAUUUGUCAUAAUCAAAAUUGAUUCCCUUAGCUCCAUCCUUG
Messenger RNA from Solanum verrucosum, 1563 nucleotides. RefSeq lists its product as uncharacterized. The transcript is spliced from 12 exons. The coding region runs from base 24 to 1463 and encodes 479 amino acids. Gene Ontology annotation, biological process: protein phosphorylation. The record is from RefSeq and is a predicted model, not a curated record. Lineage: Eukaryota; Viridiplantae; Streptophyta; Magnoliopsida; Solanales; Solanaceae. Gene Ontology annotation, molecular function: protein kinase activity; ATP binding.